AUGGUGCCAUAUCAGGCUUUCAGGAGAUGCCGCUGGCCUGAUGGUGAGGCAAAUGGGCGGGCGGAGGGGGGGGCGGGGACCAGGGGGCAGCUGGGGCGGUGGGGAGACCUGGGGCGUGGAUCCGUGCCCCUCCUCCCUGUGCCACCGCCUCCUCUUCCUCCUCCUCCGGGUCGGGGACCUGGGGGAGGGAGGGUCUCCAUCUUCUCUCUGGCCCCUGCCCCUCACACAAAAAGCACCCCUUCCUCAGCUCCUUCCUCAGCCCCGGGGCCCCCCUACCCAGCAGUGCAGGCCCCAGGGGCUCCUCAGCUUCGCUAUAGUACCCUUCCCAGUCCUGCUACCCCCACCACGCAGCCCCGGCCCGCGAUGACGCCCCCUUCCUGGGUCCCUCCCCUGGCCUCGGGGACUGCCCCUCUCCCACGCCGACGCCCCCAGGACCCUCCCGGGCUGCGGAGAGGCCCUCUGAUCCCUGAGCGGGGUUAUGAGUGGCCGGAGGACCGUGACCCUGAGGGGCCCCGAGGUUCAGCCCUCCAUGGCGAGAAGCAGCACCCCCUGCUUCAUGUGCCUGCAGGGCUCCGAGGCUCCUGGCACCACGUCCAGAACCUGGACAGCUUCUUCACCAAGAUCUAGAGCUACCACCAGGGGAGUGGCUUUGCCUGUAUCCUGCUGGAGGAUGUCUUCCAGCUGGGACGAUUCAUUUUCAUCGUCACCUUCACAACCUUCCUUCUUCGCCGUGUGGAUUACAGCGUUCUCUUUGCCAACCAACCAAAAAACCGAACAAGACCUGGCUCGCUCCACAGCAAAGUGACCUUGUCAGAUGCUAUCCUACCCUCAUCCCAGUGUGCCCAGCGGAUGCGCUGCAGCCCCCUGCUGGUCUUCCUGCUAAUCCUGGCUGCUGCCUUCUGGCUGUUCCGGCUGCUUCGCUCGGUCUGCAAACUCUUCAGCCACUGGGACAUGCAGGUGUUUUCCAGGGAGGCCCUGCACAUCCCCCCAGACGAGCUCAGCUCGGUGCCCCGGGCAGAGGUGCAGUCCCGCCUCCUGGCGCUGCAGAGGAGCGGGGCUGGGGGGGCUGGGGGCGGGGAGCUGUGCGUGCAGCCGAGGCCGCUGACGGAGCGGGACGUCCACCACCGCAUCCUGCGCUACACCAACUACCAGGUGGCGCUGGCCAACAAGGGCCUGCUGCCGGCCCCCUGCGCCGUGCCCUGGGGAGGCAGGGCGGCCUUCCUCAGCCGCGGCCUGGCGCUCAACGUCGAUCUGCUCCUCUUCCGCGGGCCCUUCUCGUUCUUCCGCGGCGGCUGGGAGCUGCCCGACGCCUACAAGCGCAGCGACCGGCGGGCCGCCCUGGCCGCGCGCUGGCGGCGCACGGUGCUGCUGCUGGCGGCCGUGGACCUGGGGCUGAGCCCGCUGGUGCUGGCCUGGCAGGUGCCGCACGCCUUCUACAGCCGCGCGGAGCUGCUGCGGCGCGAGCCCGGCGCGCUGGGGACGCGCCGCUGGUCCCGCCUGCAGCUGCGCCACUUCAACGAGCUGCCGCACGAGCCGCGCGCGCGCCUGGCCCGCGCCUACUGCACCGCCGCCGCCUUCCUGCGCGCCGCCGCGGCCCCGCCCCUGCUCGCGCUGCUGGCCCACCCGCUCGUCGUCCUCGCCCGCGCGCUCUUCGCCGCGCUGCUCGUGCUCACCGUCUACGACGAGGACGUGCUCUCCGCGGAGCACGUGCUCACCGCCAUGACCGCGCUCGGGGUCGUGGCCACCGUGGCCAGGUCUUUCAUUCCGGGUGAACAGGGCCAAGGUCAUCAGCCGCAAAUCCUGCUGCCGGCGGCCUUGGCGCUCAUGCACUACCUCCCUGCCGGCAGGACCAGCGCUUGCCGGCAGAUGGCGCGGCUGCUGCAAUACCGAGCGGUCUCCUUCACGGAGGAGCUCCCGUCCCCUCUCCUCACCCCACUGUUUCUGCUCUUCUGGUUUCGCCCCCGCGCCUUGGAGCUUACUGACUUUUUCCGUCACUUCACUGUAGAUGUGGCCGGGGUUGGGGACAUCUGUUCCUUUGCCCUUAUGGAUGUGAAGCGCCAUGGCCACGCUCAGUGGCUCUCAGAGGGACAGACAGAGGCCUCACUGUCUGAGCGUGAGGACGGGAAGACUGAGCUCUCAUUGAUGAGGUUCUCCCUGGUUCAUCCACAACGGUGCCCUCCAGGCCACAGCUCCAAGUUCCUGGCGCACCUUCGAGGCCGGGUGCAACAAGAUGCGGCCGCCUGGGGCGCCAGCUCGGUUUGCAGCCCCCGCAGCCCUGGGAUCCACAGCAACUCUGCCUCCCCUCUGCCGGUGGCCUUCCCGGACAGCCUCUCGAUGCAGCCCCUCGUGCCCCCCCAGGACCUGAGCCCCAUAGCCCCCUGCCCAGCUGCAGCCACAGCCAGCCUCCUGGCCUUCAUUUCCCGAAUGACCCAGGACUCAAGCUGUGUGUCCCCAGGAGGCACUGGGGGCCAGGAGCUGGCCCAGCUCCCAGAGCUUGUGUCUGCUGAGAUGAGUCUCCAUGCCAUUUACCUGCACCAGCUCCAUGGGCAGCAGCAGCAGGAACUGUGGGGCGAGGCUUCAGCCUCCUCCCCAUCCAGGCCCUGGUCCAGCCCGCCGCAGACAGUCUCGCCGGAUGAGGAGAAGCCAUCCCGGUCCAGUGAUGGCUCCAGUCCUGCUUCCAGCCCCAGAGAGCAGUGGAGAGCCCAGAGGACCCGGGAUCUGUUCCCUGGAGGGUUUCAGGAGCCCACAGACAGCCUGGCCAGGCCACUAGCACUGCCUGAGAGGGCUGCUCACAGCUGGCUCCCUGGCUUCUUCUCCAGCCACAAGAGAUUGGACGCGGUAGAGUAG
Kogia breviceps (pygmy sperm whale) is the source of this 2847-nucleotide messenger RNA. NCBI's taxonomy places the organism in Eukaryota, Metazoa, Chordata, Mammalia, Artiodactyla, Physeteridae. The record is from RefSeq and is a predicted model, not a curated record.